Cryptosporidium ubiquitum is the source of this 2313-nucleotide messenger RNA. Its product is annotated as ABC transporter. Gene Ontology annotation, biological process: transmembrane transport; intracellular iron ion homeostasis. Gene Ontology annotation, molecular function: ATP binding; ATP hydrolysis activity; ABC-type transporter activity. NCBI's taxonomy places the organism in Eukaryota, Apicomplexa, Conoidasida, Eucoccidiorida, Cryptosporidiidae. The transcript has a single exon. Bases 1 to 2313 code for a protein of 770 amino acids. Gene Ontology annotation, cellular component: mitochondrial inner membrane. The record is from RefSeq and is a predicted model, not a curated record.
AUGUGGGUUUUUGUUCAGAAAGCUUCCAAUUCUAAAAUCUUGAAACUGUAUCCCCUACUUCUGAACAGAUCAAGUACAUGUAGGAUUAAUUAUUUGGGGGGUUUAGCAUCUUCUCUUGUAAGAAGUAGAACUUUUAUUUUUUCAGAUUCAAAACUUUCAGGCUGUUGCAUGCAUGCAAAACCAAUAUCAACUUAUAUAGAUAAAAGUCUUUCAAAAGAAAACGUACUUGUGAAUAUACUCAAGAAAAGUAGAUUUAUUCAGGAAAAGGAUUCAAAAAACAUCGAAAUUCUGACUAAAUACUUAUGGCCAAAAAAUAAGGAAUAUAGAAGAAGAAUCAUUUUUUCUUUAAUAAGCCUAGGCGUUGCCAAGCUUGCUACAAUUCAGGUCCCUCUAUUGCUUUCAAGAUUAAUUGAUACUGUGGGAGUUAUUAGUUCUUCAGACCUAUCCAAAUCUCUCACUAGCAAGCUCAACUGCCUGCUCUUAAUUAGUUCUUAUGGUAUCGCAAGAAUUUCCUCUUCAGGAUUUAAUGAGCUUAGAAAUGCCCUCUUUUCUGAAGUUAGUCAAUCUGCAUGCAGAGAUUUAUCCUUAAACGCUUUUCACCAUUUCCAUAAUGUUAGUAAUUUGAGUUUCAUUCAAAGGCACAGAUCCGGAGAACUUUUAACCAUAAUUACCAGAGGAUUUAAGUCUAUAUCAAAAUUACUUAAUAUUAUGAUUUUUCAGAUAAUACCCACUACUGCUGAGUUUCUGAUGGUUUUAGGGAUCCUUCUUCAUAAAGUUGGUUCAGAGGUGGCAUUGAUCACCUUAGCUACAAUGAUAGCUUAUAUGGAUUUUACAAGAAGAGUUACUCACAAGAGAACUAUUUACAGGAAGAAUAUGAACACUUCAGAACAAAAAUCUAAUGGUCUUUUAAGUGACUCAUUAAUUAAUGCAGAAACUCUAAAGUAUCUUAACGGCGAAAAGCAUAUUUAUGAUCUCUACUCAAAUUACCAGGAAAUAUAUAAGAACUCGAAUGUUAAAGUUCAAACUUCCUUGGCGUAUUUGAAUUUUGGCCAGAAUUUCAUAUUUACAGGAGGGCUUUUAUCUGCAAUAUUACUAACCACUAAUAAAGUUUUAGCAGGAAAAUUACCAAUUGGCUCUAUAGUAUUGGUAACUUCCCUUUUAUUCCAACUCUCCAUUCCUUUAAAUUUUAUUGGUAUGAUUUACAGAGAGACUAAAUUAACUUUGAUUGACUUAAGCAAACUAAAUGAAUAUUUGGCCAUCAAUCCAAAAAGAACCAAAAAUUCUGUAGAAAAACAAACCAAAAAUUUGGAUUCAGAUAUAAAAACUUUAGAUUUAUACAAAGAGUUAGUCCGCAAAGAAACUGAUUUAAGUUCUGAGAAGAAUUCUAUACAAUUAGAAAAUGUUUCUUUUGGUUUCCCAUCCACUGUUGGAAAUGAACAUACAUAUUUGGAAGAAUCAGAUACCUCUGAUGAUUUAGUUUUGAACGAUCUUUCUCUUGAAAUUCCACUAGGAAAGAGAAUGGGGCUUGUUGGAUCCUCUGGCAGUGGGAAAACAACUUUAGCAAAGCUAAUAUAUAGAAUAUUUGAGCCGAACUCUGGAAAAAUUCGAAUCUUUGGAAAAGAAAUUGAAGAAUUAGAAAUCAAAGAGUAUAGAAAUUGUUUUUCAGUACUUCCUCAGGACGUUUUGCUUCUAAAUAUGAGCAUUAUUGACAAUUUAAAGAUAGCAAAUUCUAAUACGACCUUGGAUGAGAUUAUAUCAGCUUGCAAACUUGCUGGUGUUCAUGAAAACAUUUUGAAGAUGAAUAGAGGAUAUGAAACUGUAGUAGGUGAAAGAGGCUGUAGCUUAUCAGGAGGUGAAAAACAAAGGUUAGGUUUUGCUAGGAUGCUUAUUAAAAAGUCGCCUAUUUGGAUUUUAGAUGAACCCACAAGUGCUCUGGAUCUAACAAAUCACAACUUUAUCAUAAAGAUGCUCUCAUUUUUGCACGGCCACUCGGUUUCAAGUACUAAUUCUUCAGAUAUCACUGAUAAAGACAAUACAAGAUUCAAGUACGAAGAUAUAUUUAACCUGAUACCUUACCUUAAAAAUAAAAAGGAAGUUGAAAGUGUUACAAAGCUAAUAGAAGAGAUUGUAAAACUUCCGAUAACUAUCAUAUUAAUAGCUCACAGACUCUCAAGCGUUCGAAACUUUGAUUCAAUAGCUUACUUGGAGGAAGGAACUGUCAAAGAAGUUGGAAAUCAUGAUCAACUAAUUGAAAACAAGAUGCAAUAUUACCAACUUUGGAACAAACAAUACAUCGGCAGUAUAUUAAAGUAG